Molecule: messenger RNA, 1153 nt
Organism: Cynoglossus semilaevis (tongue sole)
Lineage: Eukaryota; Metazoa; Chordata; Actinopteri; Pleuronectiformes; Cynoglossidae
Gene: twsg1a
Product: twisted gastrulation BMP signaling modulator 1a
Exons: 5
Coding region: 191-865 (224 amino acids)
Biological process (GO): regulation of BMP signaling pathway
Source: RefSeq, a predicted model, not a curated record
CUGCGCAGAGAGUGAGACACAGAGACAGAGACGCCCUGUGGACACAGAGGACAGUGGAGCUGCAGCUGAACACCAUCCUGGAUAAGUUCAAAGAGAAAAACAAACUCGGUGCCUCGAGGAGAAAAGGGACAAGUCGUGAAGUUGUUUCCAUCAUUGUGAACUUCCAGUGUGGUGCUGGUGAUCCAUCGCGAUGAGGCCUGGUCAGCUGACCCUCUCUGCAGCCGCCACCGUCACUCUCCUCUUCCUUCUGUCAGCGCUAUCCUCCAGCUCGGGCUGUAACAAAGCCCUGUGUGCCAGCGACGUCAGCAAGUGCCUGAUACAGGAGCUGUGCCAGUGUCGUCCAACUGACGGGAACUGUUCCUGUUGUAAAGAGUGCAUGCUGUGUCUGGGUAACCUGUGGGAGGAGUGCUGCGACUGCGUGGGGAUGUGUAACCCCAAGAACUACAGCGACUCCCCAGCCACGUCCAAGAGCACAGUGGAGGAGCUGCACCGUCCCAUCCCGUCGCUGUUCCGCGCACUCACAGAAGGUGACGCUCCCAUCAACAUGAUGGUGGUGUCCUUCCCCGUCGCCGAGGAGCUCUCGCAUCACGAGAACCUGGUGUCCUUCCUGGAGUCUCUGGACAACCAGCCCCAGAACGUGUCCGUGCCGGGCAACAGCAUUCACACCAGCUACGACGCUCAAGAAAACAUGUGCACGGUGGUCUACUUUGACGACUGCGUGUCCAUCCGUCAGUGUAAACUUUACUGUGAGUCAAUGGGGGGAUCCAAAUACCGCUGGUUCCACAAUGCCUGCUGUCAGUGCAUCGGCCCUGAGUGCGUGGACUACGGCAGCAAGGCUGUGAAGUGUAUGAACUGUCUCUUCUGAAGUGUGGACACAUGUUGGAACCAAAUGUCUGGGCUGUACCAAAGGACUGAGCGCAGAGGAAAUUACUAUGUGCUAGCAUUCCUCGCUUGUCUUGUAAAAUAUCCCUCCACCCGACUCCCUCUACUCCUGCAAAGUGUUUUUUAUUCUGCUGUUAUAUUUCACUGUAUAUUUUUGUGUUUUUUUGUUUUUGUUUUUUUACUAGAGUUGUAUAUGAAUAAUGUAUUUUUACAUUCACGUUCUUCCAAAUCCAAAUCUCAUGCCAAAUAAAGAAAAGUUUGGUGUUGUGGA